AUGGGAACGAUUCGUCUCUAUGAUGGCGAUGUGCGGACUUUGCUACAGCAACAGGAAACGGCGGCUGUUUUGCCGAGUUUAGUUGCUGCGCAAAUGCCAGCCAUCUGGACGUAUGAUGCACAAUUGAAGAGAGGUAAUGCUGCCCACAAGGCUGCUGAAGUCUCCGAGCCGGAAGAUAAGAUCAAGUUCAAGACCAAGAUAGCCAAGUCCAGUCUUCUCCUCUUUGGCAGGACCAUUUUACGGUUGCCUCCUUGCGCCGAUGUACACGGCCCAGUUCAGCCCAAUGUAUUUGUCGUGACACAACACACAGCUGCGACACUACUACAAGUCCGUGUGUUGGGAGGUGACUCAGCACACAGUGAAGAUGUAUAG
Sphaeroforma arctica JP610 is the source of this 372-nucleotide messenger RNA. RefSeq lists its product as hypothetical. Lineage: Eukaryota; Ichthyosporea; Ichthyophonida. The record is from RefSeq and is a predicted model, not a curated record. The coding region runs from base 1 to 372 and encodes 123 amino acids. The transcript has a single exon.